Molecule: messenger RNA, 743 nt
Organism: Theileria parva strain Muguga
Lineage: Eukaryota; Apicomplexa; Aconoidasida; Piroplasmida; Theileriidae
Exons: 5
Coding region: 101-700 (199 amino acids)
Source: RefSeq, a predicted model, not a curated record
UUUGUAUUUAUUAAUUAAUUUAACAAUCAAUAUACCAAAUAAUAUAAAAAUAAUGUAUAAAUAAUUUUUUGUCAAUUGAUCUGGCUAGAUCUUUGAAAAAAUGAGCUCACAAUUAUUAGAUUCACAAAUGGAGGAUAGUUUAACUCCGACUUCUCAAUUGGAUUUGAGUCAAUCUCAGGGUUAUUUUAAUACGGAAACGACCCCUAAGGAGUAUGAAGAAGAUGAAGAGGAAACUAUUGAAGUUGGUCAUUAUUCUACUAAUAGAAAAACUAAAGAUUGGCUAAUCGCAAGAUUACUUUGCAGAUGGUGGUAUGUAUUUCCGGAUUGGCCUCCUCCAGAUUUUGAUUAUAAUUCUGAGCUGGAAAAGAGGAAGUUUCGUCUGUACAGCGUUGAGGACUUUGAAAAUGUUGAAAAUGUCGACUCUAAUGGCUACUCUAAAGUUUAUCAGGUUACCGCUUUUCCAGGCGUGUUUAGAGAUUAUAAUGGAGUAGCUCAUGAUUUGAGACCGUUGGAGGGUAAACCAUGUUAUAACAAUUACUGCAAGUUCAGUGAGGCAAAACUCUAUGAACUCAUUGAAAAGGGUAUUAAGAAACAACUUGAAAUACUUUCCCGCUCUAAAUACGAUGAAAAAUCAACCAUACGAUUCCUCAACGAGGAGUUACAAGUCAUUUUAGAAGAAAAAAGCAAGAGCUCUUCUUAGCAUUAAACUCUUAAUUAUUAUUUUAAUUGUUAUUUUGGAUAGA